Messenger RNA from Coniophora puteana RWD-64-598 SS2, 2564 nucleotides. RefSeq lists its product as uncharacterized. The record is from RefSeq and is a predicted model, not a curated record. Lineage: Eukaryota; Fungi; Basidiomycota; Agaricomycetes; Boletales; Coniophoraceae. The transcript has 2 exons. The coding region runs from base 642 to 2342 and encodes 566 amino acids.
GAAAUCUCCCAGUCUCCCAGAUGCGAAGGCCCCCCAGGCCUGUUACCCUUUUGGGUACGCGUCUGGGAGACUGGUCACGAGUCUAGCUGCUUGUGGGGUCUGCGGACCGAGUCGGCCAUCUCGGUCUGGCAAUGGGGCUCAUCCCCAAGAAAAAUGUUAGGCGAGACAUCGUCAACGCCGCGUACACCACUCCCGAGGAGAAGAAGCUGGCCUCCAAGCUCCAAGCUCCAACGGCGACGCGUUGCGAUUCAUCGAAAGGGUUGACAGGCACGACAGCUUUCGUUCCGCUGAGCCGUAGUGGCUUUCGAACAUACGGUUGCUAGGCCUCGGAUCAAGGCGUAGUUUCCUUCUGACAUCCACGGUAAAGAUAGGCAUUUGGCUCGGUUGGAAUAUUCUGUCGACGCUUCUGGGUGUGGAAUAUUGGUCACUCUUAAUUCUCUUUGGGACUUAUAGUGAUAUCCAUCCCCAGUACUCGGAGGUUCGGUGCUGCCUCCAUGUCCUGAUUUUCCUCCCUGCGUCACCUUGCUCUCCCAUGCUCAAACGCGCAACAUCUCUCCUACUUUCGUCUUCUGCUUGCUCCGUGUCUGCUGUCCUCCGAACACUUCGCCGUUCUUGGCUAACACCAACUCGUCGCUUCCCACAUGCCAUCCCCGGGCCGCCCCGCCUUCCGCGCCGUCGAAGGGAUCGCCAACGCGCUACACAACCGCGCUCCUAUCUCCAGCCUCAUGAGCAAUCUACCCCUUCUCUGCGAGCUGCUCGAGGACGACCGCACCAAGGUCAGGUUUGUCUCUCCCUCCUCUAGAUCUUCUUCCGGCUGGUCCAGCAUCGGUAACGACUGCACGUACUCGCCAAUCACGAUGCUACCCCUCGAACUCCUCCGCAAGGUCUUUGUCCUCUGCCUCUCGGGCACGCGAUACCACGAGCCGCACGCCCGCCGUGUCCCACUGCUGCUUAUGCACGUGUGCAGUCUAUGGCGCGAUGCCACUGCGAGCACGCCCGAGCUAUGGUGUUCGCUGUAUAUCCGCCCAUCGAGCCGCAUGCCCAAGGACACGGAUGUCGCGCUGUACCGCGCGUGGCUCGAGCGCGCGGGCACCUUGCCGCUCGCGGUCGCGGUCGACGCGCGGUGCUGGUCGAGUGUGGGCAUCGAGAGGGAGCAGAGGGACAGCGCGAUGCGGUGCAUCUCGAGCUGGGAUGUGCAGGUGUGCGAGCUCAUGGCUGCGUUCACGCCGCGCUGCGCGGAUCUGUAUGUGAUCUACAGGCAGGGCAGGAGGAAGACGAAUGCAGCGCUCGCGAGCCUGAUUGAGCACGCGCGUGUGACUGAGAGGCUCGCGCUGGACCUCGAGGAUCUGAAGGUGCUGUCUGGGUGCGAGGGCGUGACGAUGCUCCCGCCGAAGCUUGAUCUGCGGUGCGCGGUCGAGCAGGUCGCGUGUUUGAGGACCCUGGGUCUCGGAUGGGACAAGGUGACGGAGCUGCGGUUCGAGCCGCAGGAUUACCAUGCGUUCGAGGAGAUGGCGCUCGUGCAGCUGCUGGAGAUGUGUCCGAACCUGGUGCAUCUUACGUUCGACAAGCUUGAUUCUGCACUCGGUACGCGGACCAAGGAAUCGGGCUCCGCUGCCGCCAUCCUCUCCAGCAAGCCCCCUCGCCCGCCUCCACUGGCAACAGCUACAGCGUCUUUUUCCUCUCCCUUUUCUUCUUCUUCUUCGACGACCACUCCAGCCUCAACCCCAUCUGCGGAACCGUUUCUGGUACACACCAGCCUGCGCUCGCUGCACGUAAAUGUACACAACUUUGUCAAGAUCGCGGUGGGCCUCAUGCACCCCGACCCCGGCAUCGCUCUGCCUAACCUACGCCUGCUCACGGUGACGGUGCACGAGCCCCACGCGGGCGUGCUCGAUCCCAAGGGCGUGCAAUAUGUCCUAAGCACAUUUGUGGAGUUUCUGAGACGCUCGGGGUGCACGCACGCUGUUGACGUGGUGUUCACCGCGCGCGCCGUCUGUCUGGCUACUAGCGACGGCGGCGGGGUCGAGAGCGAGGCGUACCGCGUCCAUGUCGCGUCCGAUUCCAAGCUCGUGUCCGCGUCUGGCACAGCGCUACGCGGACAUCGACGCGGCGAUUCUGUGUCUAUUACGCGGAUGGGGAUGGACGAGCUGUCGGAGGAGGCCCAGCACUUAAGCAGGCUCAGCUUGCGCCCGAUGAUCAAGAUGCGCAAGUUUAGUAUCUGUGAGUUCAAGAGCCAGACGCGGUACGAUCGCAAGCGCGCGUCGACGUCGAUAUGCACGGGCGAGGAGGGUGUCACGGCGGCGGCGAAGGCUGUGGGUAAACAGCGGGUGAAGACGGCUUGAGAAGGUGCUGCUGCGGUGCUCGUGCUCGAAAAAAGAAAAACCCCAGAUACGGUUUCAUUGUUUCGCUUUCGCCCCCGCAGCUCGGUGCUGCGUUGUAUUUCUUGCCCUCUUGGCUGACGCGAAUGGUGUGUCGCAGCAGAGGAUUUCUUGUUCUCAUUUUUCUUGCCAUUGGAUUUUUUCGAUCUCUGCCAUCUUGCGUGUCGGAUACGAUACCAAUAUCCA